Messenger RNA from Andrographis paniculata, 787 nucleotides. Its product is annotated as pleckstrin homology domain-containing protein 1. NCBI's taxonomy places the organism in Eukaryota, Viridiplantae, Streptophyta, Magnoliopsida, Lamiales, Acanthaceae. The record is from RefSeq and is a predicted model, not a curated record. The coding region runs from base 115 to 549 and encodes 144 amino acids. The transcript has 2 exons.
GUCUCGAUAUUCCAAAAAAAUUUUCAUUACAUUGCGUAUAAUAUCUUCAUUUCUCGAAUCUUCCUUCCUUCGAUCAAUCUCCAUCUCCAUCUCCAUCACCGGAGAACACCAUCCAUGGCCAGCCUAUGGCGAGCCGCGAUGGACUCGAUCCAAGCCAACACCGAUGACUACGACGGCGUCGAGUUCUGGGGCCCACCUGAGCGCGCCGGCUGGCUCACCAAGCAAGGUGAGUACAUCAAGACUUGGCGUCGCCGCUGGUUUGUCCUCAAGCAGGGAAAGCUAUUCUGGUUCAAGGAAUCCAAUGUCACCCGGGCCUCCAGGCCGCGCGGCGUCAUCCCCGUGGCCAAUUGCCUAACCGUCAAGGGCGCCGAGGAUGUGCUUAAUCGCCAAUUCGCCUUCGAAUUAUCCACCCGUAAUGAUACGAUGUACUUCAUUGCUGAUUCGGAGAAGGAGAAGGAGGAUUGGAUCAAUUCAGUUGGGCGAUCGAUUGUUCAGCACUCGAGGUCGGUUACUGAUAGCGAGAUCCUCGAUUACGACAGCCGGAAAUGAUUCGGUGAAGGAUCAAGUAACUAGCAGGGCUCGGGAGGGGGUUUUCAGGUGUACGGAUUUCUGGAGUGUAGUAGCUGUUAAUAUUGAAAAUGUAAUGUUAAUGAAGUUCCUAUUACCUAUACAUUACAUUUGAAAUCUCUGACUGAUGUAUAAAUGAAGAGGAAGAGACGAAUGAAGUGAAUUGUAAUGUGGUAAUUUCAAAUUCUGUGCCCAAUCUAAGCUUCUACGUUUUGUUCUA